UCACACGGGUGCUUACACGGGGCUGGCUGUGAGGAUGGCUGGCUUCGCGGAGCUUGGGCUGUCAUCCUGGCUCGUGGAACAAUGUCGGCAGCUGGGUUUGAAGCAGCCCACGCCCGUGCAGCUCGGCUGCAUUCCCGCCAUCCUGGAAGGUCGGGACUGCCUGGGCUGUGCCAAGACAGGCAGUGGCAAGACGGCAGCGUUUGUCCUGCCCAUCUUGCAGAAGCUGUCUGAGGAUCCCUAUGGCAUCUUCUGCCUCGUCCUGACACCUACCAGGGAGCUGGCCUACCAGAUCGCAGAGCAGUUCCGGGUCCUGGGGAAGCCUCUGGGCUUGAAAGACUGCAUCGUUGUCGGCGGCAUGGACAUGGUGGCCCAGGCCUUGGAGCUCUCCCGGAAACCACAUGUGGUCAUCGCCACACCAGGGCGCCUGGCUGACCACCUCCGCAGCUCCAAUACCUUCAGCAUAAAGAAGAUUUGCUUCCUGGUGAUGGAUGAGGCGGACCGGCUGUUGGAGCAGGGCUGCACUGACUUCACCGUGGACCUGGAGGCCAUCCUGGCGGCUGUGCCAGCCCGCAGGCAGACGCUGCUCUUCAGUGCCACGCUGACCGACACGCUGAGGGAGCUGCAGGGCCUGGCCACCAACCAGCCCUUCUUCUGGGAGGCUCAGGCCCCUGUGCGCACAGUAGAACAGCUGGACCAGCGCUACCUGCUAGUGCCUGAGAAGGUCAAGGAUGCCUACCUGGUCCACCUGAUCCAGAACUUCCAGGACGAGCACGAGGACUGGUCCAUCAUCAUCUUCACCAACACAUGCAAGACCUGCCAGAUUCUGUGCAUGAUGCUGCGCAAAUUCAACUUCCCCACCGUGGCUCUGCAUUCCAUGAUGAAACAGAAAGAACGCUUUGCCGCCCUGGCCAAGUUCAAGUCCAGCAUCUACCGGAUCCUGAUCGCGACAGAUGUGGCCUCCCGGGGCCUGGACAUUCCCACGGUGCAGGUGGUCAUCAACCACAACACCCCUGGGCUCCCGAAGAUCUACAUCCACCGAGUCGGCCGGACGGCCCGUGCGGGGCGGCAGGGACAGGCCAUCACGCUGGUGACGCAGUAUGACAUCCACCUGGUACACGCCAUCGAGGAGCAGAUCAAGAAGAAGCUGGAGGAGUUCUCGGUGGAGGAAGCUGAGGUGCUACAGAUCCUCACACAGGUCAACGUGGUGCGGAGGGAGUGUGAGAUUAAACUGGAGGCAGCCAACUUUGAUGAAAAGAAAGAGAUUAAUAAGCGGAAGCAGAUGAUCCUGGAGGGGAAGGAUCCCGACCUGGAGGCCAAGCGCAAAGCUGAGCUGGCCAAAAUCAAGCAGAAGAACCGGCGCUUCAAGAAGAAAGUGGAGCAGGCGCUGCAGCGGCAGAAGGCCAGCGGGGCUGGCCACAGGGGAUGUCCAUCCAGGGCCCAGCCUGAGGCCUGCUUGUCCCCAGCACCCGCUCAGGGCCCGGCCUGAGUUCCGCACAGCCCCUGUCUGCCCAGCCUGGGACGCCUUCAUCCAGCUGAAGGUUGGAGGGUCCUCCCCUCAGGAUAAUCCCGCCUCCCAGCCAGUCUGCCCAGUCCCCCUCAGUGGAGCCCACGGACACCCACGUGCAGUGCACAGCCCUCCACCCCACCCUGCAGCCGCUGGGGGCCCCUCCUCAGAACCUUGGCCAAGAGGCAGGCUGCAGAGGAGGAAAGAACGCUAUGAGGUUGGGCCCAAGUCCACGUACAGUGACCCCAGCCCAGGGUCACCCUGGGGGUGCCGUGGGGCCCCAGAGCGAAGGUGUGUCGCUUGCAGGAGAUGCUCAAUAAAUGAGUCUUGACUUCCCCAGUCUGACUCUCGGUGGGGGCAGAGAGA
Molecule: messenger RNA, 1870 nt
Organism: Kogia breviceps (pygmy sperm whale)
Lineage: Eukaryota; Metazoa; Chordata; Mammalia; Artiodactyla; Physeteridae
Gene: DDX49
Product: DEAD-box helicase 49
Molecular function (GO): nucleic acid binding; ATP binding; RNA helicase activity
Source: RefSeq, a predicted model, not a curated record